This is a messenger RNA of Onychomys torridus (southern grasshopper mouse), 660 nucleotides long. Its product is annotated as tumor rejection antigen P815A-like. Lineage: Eukaryota; Metazoa; Chordata; Mammalia; Rodentia; Cricetidae. Bases 1 to 660 code for a protein of 219 amino acids. The transcript has 2 exons. The record is from RefSeq and is a predicted model, not a curated record.
AUGGCCUACAUCAGCUAUCAAGACUGGGCUGUAGGUGGCUUGUGCACCAGAGCUGGUAGUGAUGAAGACCUGAGGGAACAAUUUAUUAUAGUAGUUCUUUUUUCUCUUGAGUGGCUUGUCUUUGUGGGAGUUAUAGGCUUCCUAAUAUUCCAGAUAAUCUUGCAAACCAUUUGGAAAAAGGAGGAGCAGGAGGCAGAUGACAUCGCCAUGUUGCAGAAGCCUCCACCCAUCAAUGAAGAGCAGCAGCAGGAAGUGGAGGUAUAUGAAUAUGAAUUGAAUGAGUAUGCAGAUGAUGACAUAUUUGAGUCCAAGUUCAGUGAGAAUUUCUAUGAGGACUUGGACUUCAUGAAUGAAGAGGAUAGCAAGGAGGAGGAGGAUGACGACACUGAUGAUGGCGAUGAUUCAGGAACUUCAAGUAUCUGUUUAACUGUUAAUAGAUUCAUGAAUGAGGAAGUUAAGUAUAAGAUAUAUUAUUACUUUCGUGACCUUGACAUUCUGGAGUCACAAUCAGUGGUCACUGAUGAGCCAGCUGCAUGUGAGUGUGACACUUCAGAUAAAGCAUUUGAAGGAAUUGCCAAUGAGGAGCAUUGGGGAAAGGAAGAAAAUGGAGACUUGGACUACCAGGACAGGAACUCUCCAGAAUGCUGCUUCCCUGAGUAA